UCUGUCUCUCUUGCCGAGGAAAACAAAACCAGAGAGAUAUACAUACAUACAUAUAUACAUUCGUUGCAUAUCCAUUUGCGCACGUACGCAUCUGUAUCUCUAUAUGGAGAUUGCAAACUGAAGCAACAAUCCUUUAAUCGCGAGUUCGCAGUAGCUCUCUACCAGCUUCAUCUGCUCCGACCUCUCUGCUUCUCCUAUGGAGCCUAGCAUUGAUAAGGAGAAAGGUCAGGGUGGCGUUAACAGCUCUUCUAUCCAGAGUCCCCUGAAUAACAUGACAAGGGAACCAAAUGAUGUUGAAGGUGCUUCCCCUGUGGUUUGUGAGACCUCUCCUGAGAAACCCAUAAACACUAAUUCUGGAGGAGAACAAGUAGAUAAUUGCACAGAGGAUGAUGAGGAUGAAAAUAGUGAAAAUGCUCAAAACCAAUUAGUGCUAUAUGAUCCUUCAGUCAAUGGUGCCAGUGAAAUUACAUCUGUUACUGAUCAGUCUCCUCCAACAUUGCAAAGAGGGUUAUUUCCAAAUCAUCUGUCCUAUGUGCAGAGGCCUUUGCCAUCUGUAGGAGCUUUUACUGUUCAAUGUGCAAACUGUUUUAAAUGGAGGCUUAUCCCAACAAAGGAAAAAUAUGAGGAAAUAAGGGAACACAUCCUGGAAGAUCCUUUCUUUUGUGAAACAGCUCGCAAGUGGAGGCCUGAUAUAUCAUGCGAUGAUCCACCUGAUAUUACUCAGGAUGGCAGUAGGCUUUGGGCAAUUGAUAAACCAAAUAUUGCUCAGCCCCCUCCUGGCUGGCAACGGCUUUUGAGAAUCAGAGGUGAAGGUGGCUCCAAGUUUGCAGAUGUGUAUUAUGUUGCGCCAUCAGGCAAGAGAUUUCGCUCCAUGGUUGAAAUUCAGAAGUACUUGGAGGAACACCCAGAAGUAGCUGAAGGUGUUAGAAUGUCUCAGUUUUCAUUUCAGAUUCCAAAACCUCUUCAGGACGACUAUGUCAAGAAACGUUCUCAUCGUUCAACACUUUCACACGAUGACACUGCUCCUGGAGUAGCAGGAUUAUUCGAAGCCAAUCCAAUCUCAUGGGCUGCUCCAGAUGAGGAUACAGACUUGCGGCUUGGUGGGCCAGGGCUCUCCACUCACCCUAGUACCCCAGUGUCCAAACCUUUAAGUCCAUCCUCAAAGAAAAGGAGGACACCAUCUAAAAUGAUGUCCAGUGGUGAUAGUUAGAAGAGCUGCAUCUGCUUUGUUUGGUACCUGAAGUCUUUUCUAAAUCCCUUUUUGCUGCCGGGCUUCAAUGUGCUAUGCACAUCUUGUAUCUGGCUUCCCAAAAACUGAUAACGUCUGAUGAAACCUCUGAUUGUGAUGACUUGUUUAAGGUUUCAUGAUUUUGACGUUCUCUGAGUGUGGUUAGUGAUUGUGGAAAGAAGUAUUACAAGUGUGUUAAAGGUACAUUAGAGAGAGAGAGAAAGAGACGGUAAGACUACGUAAAGAUAGACAGAGAUAUUCAUUGUUAUGUGUUUGUUUACACAGACGAAGAUUCAUCCCAUGAAAGGCUUCUUGGACAGAAUCUGUGGAGCAGCUUACUAUUGAUCAUGUCGUUAGAAAAGUAGGACUAUUAGACUGUAAAAAUGAGACUGCUAUGCUAAUAUACAAUUUCUUUUCUGCA
This is a messenger RNA of Ipomoea triloba (trilobed morning glory), 1649 nucleotides long. Its product is annotated as methyl-CpG-binding domain-containing protein 2. The coding region runs from base 197 to 1210 and encodes 337 amino acids. Gene Ontology annotation, molecular function: DNA binding; zinc ion binding. The record is from RefSeq and is a predicted model, not a curated record. The transcript is spliced from 5 exons. Lineage: Eukaryota; Viridiplantae; Streptophyta; Magnoliopsida; Solanales; Convolvulaceae.